Molecule: messenger RNA, 7644 nt
Organism: Brassica rapa (field mustard)
Lineage: Eukaryota; Viridiplantae; Streptophyta; Magnoliopsida; Brassicales; Brassicaceae
Product: trihelix transcription factor GT-3b
Source: RefSeq, a predicted model, not a curated record
GGUAAGAGUUAUGACAUCUAAAAAAAUCAACAAAUAAAAUUUAUAAAUAUUUAAAUAUUUAAUGUAAAUAAUAAAUUAAAUUUCAAAUACAAAAUAAACCAAAAGUAAAAAAUUAUUAUAAUAAAUUAUCAAUAACAGAAAUAAACUAACAUCAAAUCACAUCAACUAGUUUUGGUUCUCUCUACCAUCAUUCACUUUAUUGCUUCAAGUGACAUAGUAAAAUCUUCAUUAAUAUCUAAAAAAUCACAAAUAUAAAAUUGAAAAGAAAAAACUUAACUUUUUUUGUCGGUAUAUAACUUCUUAAUUAAAAAUUUAUAACAUAAAACAUAAUCUAAAAACAUAACUAAAAAAAAAGAAAAGUAAAAAUUAUUUAUUAGUUCAACCAGUGGUUUAACCGGUAUCGGGUUCCUUGUUCUAGUGGGUUUUUGUGGGUUUUUGCGGGUUUCUAAAUAUGGGGUUUUUCACAAAACCCAAACCAAAUUUUUUCUGGGUUGCCGGGUUUACUGGUUCAACCGCGGUCCGGAUCGGGUUUCAAAACACAAAUCCAAAAUCAUAAAAAAUCCGCGGGUCCGGUUAAAUAUUUAGAAGAAAUCCGCGGGUUGGUUAGGUGAUCACUGAUCAGUUAAGUCUCUGCCUUAAAAAAAAAUCAAUAAACAAAGAUCCAAAAUCAUAGAUUCCUAAUUUAUCAGUUUUUAGAUCAAUACAUUGAAACAUCUCCUAUGAAAACUUCUUAACCCAACUAACAGACUACUCACUCAUAAUCAAAGAAAAAUAACAAAAUGAUUCUAUAAAAUAAUUGCGUUGAAAAUGAUAGAAAGAUAAAAAAAUCUUCUCCAAAAUAAGUACACGAGAAAUUUCUUUCCAAAAGUCUACAAUAUGAUCCAAAGGCUCACAAAUCACCCUCAAUCUCUCUAUGGCCGUCAAGAACAAAAAUGAUAGAAUACAAUCUUUGGUCAAUUUUCUUGGUAAAAAGGUAUUCAAAAUGCGUCUCUUUGUAAAAAAAGACACUCAUCAGUUAACCAGUCAUGCUAGUAUGAUUUAUGUUUCAAUCUGAUUCAAAUUUAGGUUUUAGAUUGAAGAAAGAAAAAUUCAUUUUGAUUCUAUCUCGUAUUUAAUACUCUUUUAGUUAUUCUUUCAAUGUUUUCGUUAAUUAUAUAAGUUUUUAUAUGAAUGAAAUUAUUCUAUCGGCAAAUCCCUAACAUCUUACAAAACAAUGCCAUAUUUUAAACAGUUUUUGAAAAUAAACGUGGUUGCCGUUAACGCUAUUAAUAAAAAUAUUUUCUCAAAUUAUAUAGGAGAUAAUUACAUAACUAGACGGAGAAGUGUAACCGAAACUAAUAGAUCGUGAUGUUAACAAAGAAAUUGUGCACCGACGAUGUUGAAUAUGAGUGGUAAUGAACAAAAACUGUUCAUCUAACUUCUUGUUUGUUUAGAAAACAACAACUACAAAAAAAAAGAGAAAACAACAACUACGUACGUUGCAGAAAAGAAAGAAAAAAAUGAUAGUUACAUGUGGCUAAUCUCUUUCAAACGCACAUGUGAAUCCGACGUUUGUAUCUUGGAGAAACAGUAGCAUAAUUUUCAACAUAUUCGCUUUUCUUUUGUAAUCUACAUAUUCGUAUAUAUACAUGUAUUCGAAGUUUCGUAUUUUUAGAUAAGUCGAAGUUUCAUAUUUGUAUAUACAUAUAUAAGUUUUAAGGAUUAUAUAUGAUCACACAAUAACAAAGAAUCACUUUCUUUAUGCAUCUCUUAAGGAAAUUGUCUCAAAACUUUAAGCUGUCUUAAACACAAUUUCCAAAACUUACAGUUAUUCAACACACUUGUAUCUUCUUAUAUAGAAAUAUAUAUUUCCUAAACACAUUUAACUUAUCUAGAUAAUUUAUGUUCUUCCUAAUCAUUACUAGAUUAGGAUUGGAGUUGUUUCUCUACAUAAUUAAUAAGGCUAACGAGCACUUUCGUACAUAGAAUAUAAAUAAAAGGAGAUAAAAGAUCUCCUUGAUUGCUCAUUCAUAAGAACUUUGUAUUUAACCAAGGUGAUACAUCGCAUUAUCAAGGUAAUCCAAAAUUUUGAGAAUCCCAUUUUUCUCAUAACUGCUUCAAUGAACGACCAUUUUCAUCUUAUCAUACACUUUAUUCAUAUCCGUUUUUACGGCCAUCAUUUUAUUACGUCCGCUUGGUUUAGUUCUCAGAAUAAGGAAUAUUUUUUGUAAAAUCAUAAUAUUGUCUAAAAUCUUUCUUCCACUAAUUAUCCGGUCUAUGAACCUACUUUAGAUGCAUAGCAAAGAGUGCUAAUUUGACUUACCAUUCAGUGACCGGAGCUGUAAGAUCGUCAUUAAUUGACUAUGUAAUCAUUGUGGAUAUCUCAAACAUCGUUUCCUCAAUUUCUUGUGAAUUGGAAAACUCAAAAUUUUACCUAAAAUAACUAAUAGCAAUGACUACCAAUACUUUUUCAUCCUCAACAAUAUUUCUAUUUGCGUCUAAAAGCUGAUUGAUAUUAUUUUUCGUUUUCUUUUGCUUUGUUAAAGCAUGAAUUUUUUUUUUGUGUUUCUAUUACUUUCUUUUAAUCAGAAAAUUCGACUUUUUUUGUUUACAAAAUAUUUCUUUUAUUUUAAAAGCAUCUUUUAGUUUUUUCAAAGUUUCUACUAUUUCUUCGGUCGUGGCAUCGUUAUACGAGUACAUACGCUCUACCUUUUUAUAACUUCUUUCGCAAGUUUUUUUUAGUUCAAAUUGUGCUCUUUUUUCUACUGACUUAAGGUUUUACACAGUUCGAAAUAUGUUCUAUGAUAUUUGCGUCAGGGAAAAAGGGAAAAGAUCUGAAGAUUUUUCAUCUUUCAAGAAUAACAUGCUUUAGUUCCUCAUUGUCCAGGUCAAAUUUGAACUUUUUUUUAUUUUUUCGUUGGCUUUGUGAGAACGACUGCUAGGAAUGAUAUACUUUCUUAUUAUUGAUUAGAAUAUGAGUCAUUAUUAUCAAAUGCAGUUGCAGACGAUAAGAUUGUGAAUUUUCUAGAAUAGUCAAACGAGAAUAAGGUCUAGUUGAUCUACUGGCUACUAGUCGAUCCUAGACAUAGAAUGUUGUGAAGUGCUAAAGUCCAAAUGAUAUCACAUUGUGAAGAUAUAUGUUCGAAAUAACCCGUUAACCCGAUUAAUUUUUUUAUGUUGAUUAUCUGUGACACCAAAUUACAUUGACUUUUAAAAAGUGUUUCUUAAGAAAAACAACAAAUUAAACGUAUUUAAACUAGCGUAACCUUUGGAUGAACUAUUUUCGAUUUUAUACUAAAAUACUAAAUACUGUGUAAGUAAACACGAAUGCAUUUUUUAUAUAUAAAUGAGACUAAUCAGCAAAUCUAAUAAAAGAACAAGAGAUCCACAUCCUAAAAGCUGAAUCCGUACAACAAUAAAGUGCCAAUUAAUCUCAAGAAUAGAGUGGUAACAAAUCUAUAUCAUAAACAUUGAUUAUUUGUCGACAGUCGAAUCUAGAUUACAUUACGAAAAGAAAACGAUAGAAAUAUCCACAUCCGUGAUCAUCAGUCAAAUUGUAAAUAGAUAAUACAGCUUAAUUAGAGACUAAUCUUUUCCAAAUAAUAAUUUCACAUAAUCAAAUACGACACACUUACCGAAAGUUUUUCUUUAAUAUUUUUGUCAAAAAGAAAAUAGAAAAGGUAAUUAUAUUAGAAAAUUCCAAGAGAGAGAAAAAAAAAGUAAACAUUGAUUAUUCCAAUAGAGUGGUAACAAAUCUAUAUCAUAAACAUUGAUUAUUUGUCGACAGUCGAAUCUAGAUUACAUUACGAAAAGAAAACGAUAGAAAUAUCCACAUCCGUGAUCAUCAGUCAAAUUGUAAAUAGAUAAUACAGCUUAAUUAGAGACUAAUCUUUUCCAAAUAAUAAUUUCACAUAAUCAAAUACGACACACUUACCGAAAGUUUUUCUUUAAUAUUUUUGUCAAAAAGAAAAUAGAAAAGGUAAUUAUAUUAGAAAAUUCCAAGAGAGAGAAAAAAAAAGUAAACGCGUAGACAGAUGGCGACAGGAGAAAAGAAUUACGAUCAAAGAAACUAGACAUCUUUCUCUAGACGUUUCACAUUGUAUUUCUCAUUUUCGAUCUUGAAAAGUGAAAGCUCCUAAAAAUAUCUAACAUUUGCUUUGGUCUUUAGAGAUCUUUGGUGAUUCUUGUUUAUCUUUUACUUGGUUUCUUAAUUAUUUCAUCAUAUGGAUGGGCAUCAGCAUCAGCUUCACCACCUUCAAUACCUCAAAAAACAUAGUCACCAUGUUCAUCCUCAAUCUCAAACACCAGAAAUAGCGUCUCCCGCAACUGUGGCCGCAGGGGAUAGGUUUCCACAGUGGAGCUUAGAAGAGACAAAAGAGUUGAUAGCAAUAAGAGGAGAGCUGGAUCAAACUUUCAUGGAGACAAAACGGAACAAGCUUCUCUGGGAGGUUGUCUCUAACAAGAUGAGAGACAAAAGCUUUCUUCGUAGCCCUGAACAGUGCAAGUGCAAGUGGAAGAACCUCGUCACUCGUUUUAAGGGAUGUGAGACAAUGGAUGCAGAGUCAGCAAGACAACAAUUCCCUUUUUAUGAUGAUAUGGAAAUUAUAUUUACAAGUAGAAUGCAGAGAAUGAUAUGGGUCGAAUCCGAGGGAGGAGGAGGGGGAGCAAGUGGGACAACCAGAAAAAGAAGUCACUCAGAGCAGUUCUCUUCAGAUGAAGAGGAAGAGAACGUGAAUGAAGAGCUAGUAGAUAUCAGCAAUGACCCGAAAAUCCCAAACCCCAAAAAGAACAUAGUGAAGAAGCGAAAAGGCGGUAUUAGUAAUAGUAAUGCCAGUAAUAGUGUAAGGGAAGUUUUAGAUGAGUUUAUGAGACAUCAGAUGAGAAUGGAGAACGAGUGGAUAGAACGCUGGGAGGCAAGGGAGAAGGAGAGAGCAGAGAGAGAAGAAGAGUGGAGAGGGAAGAUGGAGGAGAUUGAGAAGGAGAGAGUGAAGAUGGAGCGGAUGUGGCGGGAUAGAGAGGACCAAAGACGGUCGAGGGAGGAGAUGAAGGCUGAGAAGAGGGAUUCACUUAUCAGUGCAUUGCUUGCUAAGCUUACUAGAGAUGGUUAAUUCUAUCGAAGUCUAAUAUUUUAACGUAAGUUAACUUGUUCUUUCUAUGCAUGUUAUGGGGUUGUAGGUUUAAUUAUUUAAUAGUUAAAAGUAUAUCGAAAAACUGAAUACUCGUAUAUCGAGUUUUCUCGUGGGGCUAUAGGAAUAUAUUAACCCCCAUAUAUAUAUAUUAUUUUCUUCCUGUUUUGAUUUUGGUUAAUCUAUUGGGCCAUAUUAUUAUCUUUCCAUUCAUUCUUUUAUCAAGUUUGUUGUGAAAUAAUUAUCUUUGCAUUUUCUCUAUUUAUCUGUAGAAUUGAUGAAAUAACUAUUCUAUCUCAUUCACGUUAAACAGUAAAUAAUAUUUUGGAAUUAAUAGAAUAGCUCAUUCCAAAUCAUUCUACUUCAAAUAUGAUCAUGGUUUUUGAUUAGAAGUUCUUUUUCACUUUAAAAUAUUUAUAUUAAUUAUGUAAAACUACAACGGAACACCAAAACUGGAUUAUCCGAAGAACUAAAUUUAAAAGUUUUAUAAAAAUCAAAACUUCAACAAUUAAGGGAACCAAAAGCCGACAUAAAACCAUCCUCCGAAUGUAAGAUAUCAAACAAAGUCUCACAUUGAAAAUUAGACGAAGAAAUAUCUAAUAUAUAAAGAGAUGUUCAACUCUAAUUAUUAGUACGAGAACUUUUGGAAAAAAAACAAAAAAUGAAACUAUGCGGACUUGCCUAAAGCAUAAAGUGGACAAUCUAUCGUACUAAUCAAACAUUAUAUAGUUGGACAUAGAUAUAAUAAAUCUCAACACCGAAACUAAAAGAAAUUACAUAUCAACAUGAUGCGACUUAAACACAUGAGAGAAUCAAAUAAUAUGCUUCUAUAAUCCAAGGACACUUAAACCACGAAAAGCACAUAAAGAAGAGCAAACGCGGCACUGCAGAGCUCAGAAAAAGCUACUGGACAGACCUACAGUUGGAAACCGAAGAGAUAUAAAACAAGGGAACUGGGAGCAAAGCACGAAAGACAACGAGAACACAAUGAUAAAUUACCACAGAUGCAGCAGUCCAGUUAGUUUAAGCGUAGGCAUUGGUGCUAUUGUACUUCUGGAUUCAAUCUACCGUCGAAGGGAUGUUUUACGCCAAAAUGGUAUCAGCCCCGGCCAGGUCCCGGCCUGGGGGAUUAAGGGUCUUUGGCCUGGAAUCUCCAGAUAUUACGUCUGUUGAACUAGCAACACCGACUUCUAUUGUUCAUGAUAUUUUAAAAGUUGAAUUGAAUACAUUUCAGUAGUUUCUUAGUCAUUCAACAUUUUUAAGAAGUGAAUUACAUUUAAUUUGGAUUUUUUUUUUAAAUACCAUUUGUUCAUUCAUCUCCUAGAAACAGAGUAUCUUUACAUUUUGGAAUUGAUAGAUGAUUAAAAGAAGCUUUAAGAUAUUGAAUUUGCUGAAAAGAAUUGGACAGACAAAGUGGCAGACAUAGUUAUCUUUAUCCCACGUCUGGAUUCAAAAUGUUCAGAAAACGUUUUUUUCCUUGGUGUAUUUUGAUAUUAAUAUGGUAACUAAUUAGUACUCGCAAUUUUAUCUUCGUGGCCCAUAAGAAUAUCUAACAUUCUAAGCAAAUCAAGCGGUAUAACACUAAGAAAAAGAUGAUUCACGUGCUUAGCUUUGGCCUUUGGGUACAUGAAUUAGAGCGUUUCGGUUGAAAGGGACAACAAGACAUAUAUACUGUCACCGACAUUGACCUUUUUGUUGGCAAAGCAAAUGCUACAACGUUAACUUGUUUGUAUCCUUGAGACUUGAAAAUCGGCCGUUAAUUCCAUUUCAAAGUGGGGUAAUUGUUUGUUUCCCUACCGUUUUGCUUUACUAGUCAAAAGAAAAAAAAAGAAUCAAACUAAAAACUUCUUUAAAAAUAUACUUUAUUUGUUUGAAUUUAUUCUGUUAUCUAGCAUGUGUUAAAUAUGUAAUUUGCAUGGGUAUUGCAGAUUCAUAAAAUUUAAGAAAGAUCAUGUAUCUAUCUUAAGGGGGUGUAUUCAACUAGACGUUUGAAAUGAUCUAUAUUAAAAUGAUAAAUCUACUAUUAUUCAAACGUGGAUUUAAAAAAAUAUUUUAAAGUUUAGUGUUAUUGAACUUAUCAUUUCAUAAAAUACUAUGAAAUCAACUGUUAUUGAACAAAUUUUAAAUUGGAAACUUUAGACUAUUUUAAAUGUUUCUAGAGUGUUUGAGAAUAAUUUUUUAGUUAUAAAAAUAAAAAUAAAAAUAUCAUUGUUUUAGAUGAGAUUUUAGAGUGUUUUAAUAAAAAUCACACCAAAUUCUCUGAUUCACCUGCAAUCAUCUACAAACUCAUCAAAAGUCAAAUCACUCCAAAUUCUUCCGUUCUCCUGAAAUCAUGUCAAACUCAUUAUAAGUCUUGACAGCUAUUAAAAGUAUUUCCACCGCUAGAUAGAUAUGAAUAUCUUGUUGAUAAAAAAAAUUAGAAAAUAAAAACUGAAGAAAUAAAAGAGAUAGUAUGUUAAAGAGAAAAACUUGGCAACACGUGAUUAGUCUGGAUCACUUAUGUGGGGCCAGGAUAACUCUGUAUAAUUCAAAAAAAAAA